ACUAUAACACCUGUUUAAAUUUAAUAUGUUAUAGAACCGGAUUUAAGAGGUAGUGUUAAUAAGUAUUUAAAUUAUUGGUUUAAAAAAUAGGCGUUAUUUAGGUGUUGUUUGUGCUUCGUGAUGUAGUCACGAUGUGGUUUACUCUAUGGAACUUGUUGCUGUGGUAUCAAACUUUUGCGGCUUUGGGUUACAACAUCAGCUCAGAUGGUGACAACGACGUGUGGUUCUUACGUUACCCUGCGCUGAAGACACAAGUCCGGCGCCAGCCCGUUACUCCAGCAUCCACUCCAUUUCCAUGCGAGGAUGCAGUUCGAUGGGGGCGCAGUCCUCAGCCUCCAACCUCAGUCCAUCGGCUACGGCCUGGAGAUAUUGACGUGAUAGCUGCCCUGGGAGAUUCCCUGAUAGCAGGCAAUGGAGCUUUAGAAGAAUAUGCGCUGGGAGCUCUUAUUGAGCAUAGAGGCGUUUCGUGGUGUGCAGGUGGCGACAAGACAUGGCGGGAGUACCUGACACUACCAAAUAUCCUAAAGGAGUUCAACCCUAAACUGAGAGGGUACUCCACGGGAACCGGAGAAUGGUUCUCGAAGAAUGCACGACUCAAUGUCGCCUUCCCGGUAGCUUCGGAUGAAGAUGCCCUCAAACAAGCCAAGAUAAUUGUAGCACGCAUGAGAGCAUCGCCGGAUAUAGAUAUCGAGAAGCACUGGAAGAUGAUAACAGUAUUCCUGGGAGACAAUGAUAUUUGUUCAGCGUCCUGCACAUCACCAGUAGCGUGGUCACCAUCCGCCCACGCAAAGAAGCUGUCCAAAGCACUAGACUACCUGCAUACACACCUACCGAGGACCAUAGUCAACCUAGUGCCAGUAUUGGACGUGUCGGUGUCUGUGCGCGUGGUCCGCUCCCCGAUGUGCCGCGCUCUGCACUCGUUGUUCUGCGCGUGCUUCCACCAAGGACGAGGCGGCCGUGAGCUGCCCGACCUCGUGCACAUGUCCACACUCUAUCAGAAGGCUGAAGCCACGCUGGUGGAGAGUGGUCGUUACGACACUCGUGAUGACUUCACCGUGGUGUGGCAGCCGUUCAUGAAGCUGUUCAACGCCCGGCUCCCCCUCAAGAAACCGCUGCCGUUUGCCAUUCACCAGUCGUACAUCACGCACGAUUGCUUCCACUUCUCGCAGAAGGGACAUGCUUUGGCUGCGAACCUACUGUGGAAUAAUUUAUUGGAACCAGUCGGGAACAAAUCAGACAACGUGCCACCAGUUCUGAUGCGGGAGUUCCGCUGUCCAUUACCAGGAGCACCUUACAUCUUCACAGCUAAGAACUCCAAGAGCUACCUCCUCACUGGCACACAAGACAUUGAUUCGUGACUAACGUGACGUAUUACUAUCAAAUACUGCCUUUACACGUACGCAAUUUCACGCGCGUUACUGUCGAUUCCCCGUCCAAUUCAAACGGGGAUCGAAAUUACGAC
Molecule: messenger RNA, 1462 nt
Organism: Achroia grisella
Lineage: Eukaryota; Metazoa; Arthropoda; Insecta; Lepidoptera; Pyralidae
Product: phospholipase B1, membrane-associated-like
Exons: 7
Coding region: 132-1358 (408 amino acids)
Biological process (GO): phospholipid metabolic process
Molecular function (GO): glycerophospholipase activity
Source: RefSeq, a predicted model, not a curated record